AUGCGGGAAGUCAGGGCCUCCAGGGGCCAGGGCCAGUCCCCCAACUGGACUGGCACUCUGGACCUGUCCUGGGUCAUGCUGCUCAUGUACGUGCUGGCAGCCCUGGAGCUCGCCUGCCUCUUCAUGCAGUUCUCCGUCUUGCCCUACCUGUCCUGGAGGCUGGGCCUGGACUCUGUUGCCUUCGGCUACCAGCAGACCAUCUUUGGCGUGCUUCAGCUGUUGGGCGGGCCCGUGUUUGGCAGGUUCGCAGACCAGCGCGGGGCGCGGGCAGCGUUCACGCUCUCCUUCCUGGCGUCCUCAGCGCUCUACCUGCUCCUGGCUGCCGCCUGCAGCCCGGCCCUGCCCGGCGCGCCCUUACUCUUUGCCUCGCGCCUGCCCGGCGCCCUCAUGCACACGCUGCCAGCCGCCCAGAUGGCCAUCACGGACCUGUCUGCGCCUGAGGAGCGGCCCGCGGCCCUGGGCCGGUUGGGUCUGUGCUUCGGCGUUGGCGUCAUCUUCGGCUCCCUGCUUGGCGGGACCCUGAGCAGCACGUGCGGGAUUCAGUGUCCGGUCAUCUUGGCUCUCGUGGUCAACCUCCUGGGAGCCAUCCUCAGCUUCACCUGCAUCCCCAUCAGCACCAAAGGGGCCAGCGCCCAUGCCCAGGCUGCUCUGCCAGGGAAACCCAAGGCCAGCGUGUUUGACCUAAAGGCCAUCACCUGCCUGCUGCUGCAGCCCGGCGUCCUGCCGGUGUUUCUGGUCAAGGUCAUCUGCGGCUUCCCCUCAGGGCUCCUCAUGGUCACGUUCUCCCUCAUCUCCAUGGGCUGCUUUCGGCUGCAGGCCGCCCGGGCCGGCUACCUCGUGCCCCUCUUCGGGGUCCUCCAGAUGGUCUUCCAGGGCCUGGUCAUCGGGUGGCUGAGCAGCCACUUCUCUGAGGGAGCCCUGCUCCGGGGCAGCGUGCUGGUGUUCAGCGUGGUGGGACUGGCCAUGGCGCUGAUGGCCAACGUCUUCCACUUCUGCCUGCUCCUGCCCGGCCUGGUCUUCAGCCUCUGUGCCCUCAGUGUGGUCACCGACAGCAUGCUGACCAAGGCCGUCUAGGCCUCAGACACGGGAACCAUGCUGGGCCUCUGCGCCUCUGUGCAGCCGCUGACCAGAACCUUGGGGCCCACCCUGGGAGGCCUCCUGUACCACAGCUUCGGAGUCCCCGUUUUCGGCCACGUGCAGUUCGCUGUCAACUUCCUUGUCCUGCUGGUCCUCUGGAGGCAGCCUGUGCCCCCAAAGAUGGACAAAGCCUGGUGA
Messenger RNA from Lipotes vexillifer (Yangtze River dolphin), 1275 nucleotides. RefSeq names its product solute carrier family 67 member 1 (gene SLC67A1). Gene Ontology annotation, biological process: transmembrane transport. Gene Ontology annotation, molecular function: transmembrane transporter activity. Gene Ontology annotation, cellular component: nuclear envelope. NCBI's taxonomy places the organism in Eukaryota, Metazoa, Chordata, Mammalia, Artiodactyla, Lipotidae. The record is from RefSeq and is a predicted model, not a curated record.